Schistosoma turkestanicum is the source of this 3474-nucleotide messenger RNA. The record is from the annotation of a GenBank genome assembly. NCBI's taxonomy places the organism in Eukaryota, Metazoa, Platyhelminthes, Trematoda, Strigeidida, Schistosomatidae.
AUGUGGUCUGACCUCAAAGCUAGCUUGGCCAAAAAACCACCAGAUACUAGUUCUGCAGCCACACAGGAUGAGUAUUUUGUGGAAUUGCAGAGUAGAUUUGUUCAGUUAAUUAUACGUUUUCCUCUCUUCGCCGUUGAACAAAAAAUAGAGUUAGAAAUGUGGAAUGUUCUGUACAAAACACAAAUCAGCUCACUACAGUCUUUGUUACAUCAACGUUUAUCCGGAAUUGUAAAUAGCGGAUCUCCCAAAUGUUCUACUAUGGAACUUAAACUUCGACUGGUUUUAUUGUUAGAUCGUGCUUCAGGCAUUUAUUUCAAUCUCAUCUACCAAUUACUCCAACCAGUCUCAGAACUUCCAUGGCCUAAAGCGAUAUUAGGUAUCCUUGCUAGCGUUGAUGGCUUCUCAGAUUCAGAGAAUAAUCGUAAAGUGAAACAUAUUUCUGAUUAUCUUGAUUUGGAUUUGGCAACAUUCUCUGCUAACAGAGCAUACAGCAAAAGAAUGCGGCAUAUGGAAUCAAACAAAUUUCCAUCCACUUUACAAGAGUCAGAUACAAAUAUUAUUGCACCACGUAUACUAUCUAGAGGUGACCGACUUCCUUCAGAAGUUACCACAGUUACUUCAAGCAUAGAAGAUAGUAAAAUCAACGGUCAAAUUAUAAAAUCCCCUGAUGAAUUCGGAGAUGAAAGUAAGAAAGAGAAAACUGAAGUAAAUGCUAACCAAAGUUCUGAUCAUCAUUUGGAUCGAGAAGCAGCUGUUAUUUAUUUAGUGCAUCACUGUUUAGUUCAUCUUGGAGAUAUUGCUCGGUACCGUCAACAACCAAAUGUUGCCGCUGGUUAUUACCUUUGGUCGUGGGUUGUUCAUCCUGAUUCUGGCCAUUCUUUUAAUCAAUUAGCUAUUUUAGAAGCUACAAAGCCUUUACCUAGUAGAUCUAUGGAUGCUCUAUUCUAUUAUUAUAUACGUGCAUUGGCAUGUUUGCAUUCAUUUCCUGCUGCAAUGAAUAAUUUAUCAAAUAUAUUAUUGGACUAUUACAAAUCAUUUGAAUCAACUCUUGAUAAUAAUAAUCAUGAGAAACAACCACCUACCGAUUCAAUAAAUGAUGUAGUGUCAACUGCAAAACGUUGGCCAAAAUUUACCAAUCAACAAAUACAAACACUUAUACAAUUUUAUACAGCACUUUAUUUGCAUAAAGAUCCUGUUAAACUGAUCAAAAUGGCUGAUGAUCUUUUCGAAACUAUGAAUAAUUGGGAUAAAGUAGAAUUAGACAAAAAUCAAUUGAUACAUUUGGUGUGUAUUCAUUUCUAUUUAACGGAUCAUUAUUUAUCAGACACGAAAUCAAACCUAUCAUCAUUUGAAACAUCUAACGAAAAACCUUUUCUGCUGAAUGAAUAUCAAACAGGCACUGCUCUUCUUUUAUGUUUAACGAUUCAUUUAAUUAAUUGGAUUACUUCAAGUAUUAUAGUUGAUGAUAAGACAUUGAAAACAGUGUCAUCAAAUGAACAAGAUAUUUUAAAUAUUGUAUCAAAUGGUGAAACAACCACUGAUGUUAAUAAUAACGGAGAUUUUAAAAACAGUGAUACUUUUGUUGAUAACGAUAAUCAUAACGAUUCGAUCAGUAAUGAUGAGAAUCCUGUCGUACUUUCGUCUCCGACAACCGAAAUUCCCUAUACAUCUCAUGAUAACAAUAAUAUUAACAUAGAAACAUGCAAAUUACAACCAACAGUUGCAUUGAAUUUAUUAUUCCUUUGGUUUCGAUCAAAUCAUUUCACUAAAAUUACUGCAGGAAUUAAUAAAUCAUCUUAUCAAUUGACUGAUAAACUGUUUGUUCAAUUGUCAACUCCUAUAUUUACAAAGAAUACAGUGUACUUUUUAAAUAACUUACUUAAACACUAUCAACCCUUGUUACAUAAUCAUGAUGAUGAUGAUGAGCAAACACAACCUAUUGAUGUUGAUACACAUGUACAGCUUAUUAACAAUAACAUUGAAAACAUGAACAAUGCUGUAAACAGUGAAAUAAUAAUCGAUAGUGAUGUUGUUGAAGAAGAAUGUGAGAAUUGUACUUCCAGUGAAAGUCAUAUCAUCAAUGCCUCUGAUAAUAACAGUCAUGAUAGUGAAGCUGACAAUAUCACUCCGAUAGAUUGGAUUAGUUUAAUGAAAUUACCUGAAAUUGUCCUUCUACAAGGUUUUCAACCACUUCAUAUACCAACACAACGUUCAUUAUGUAGUAGUAGUUCAUCAAUAGAAUACAAUCCUGUAAAUCCUUUUCUUCUUGAUUUUUCUAUUAAUAAAUUUGAUGAAUUAAUUUGUUCAACUAAUGAAAAUAUACAUGAAAAGAAUAUUUCAAAAUCUUAUGAAAUCGGAUUGGAACGUAUCUUAUGCCUCUUAACAUCUGCUCGAUAUAUAGCUCAAAUAUUCCCAUCCUUGAUAAAUUGGGCUCCAAAUUCAAAAGAUGAAAAUUCAUAUUCCACACAAACAACUUCUGGUUCAUUCUGUUGCAGUAGUAGUAGUCAUUCACCAAACAAUUUAAAUGAAUUGUUCAGUGUACUUAACAAACCGACAACUAUGACUAUUACCAGUAAUAAUAAUGAAGAAGAAACUCAAUCAAAUAUAACAAUUGUAAAUAAUCUUGACGAGGGGCCUAAUCUACACGAGUCAACUAUUAUUCCUUCUAGCAACAAUGAACAAUUACUUCAUAUCAUCCCUACAACUACACAUCAUGAAACAAUGAAAGUUAACUUAAUAAAUAAUAACGCAAUCGAAUCACUGUCAUCAUCUUCAGAGGUUACUACUACUACAUCAAACGAUGUUGUUGUACCGUCAUCAUCAACAACAACAACAAUAUCAUCGUCAUCAUCAUCAUUACCUUCUUCAUUACUGUCUCAUGUUGGAACUUCUGGUGGACUUAUCAUGAAUGCAGAACUAGCUAAAUUUAUUCAAGAACAAGCUAGUCAGGUUGCAGCUAGACAACAACGAUCCAAUAUGUCUACAAAUUCCAUUAUUAAUGACAAUCAUCAACAACAAAUAGGGGGCUCCACCACUGGAGCACUUAUACCCUCUGCUGCUACUACUACUACUACUACCUGUGAAAAUUCCGAUGUUGGUUCUCUUGAUGGGAAUUCACUCUUGGGAGGAAAAACGUCUCUAUCAAGAUUAAGUUUAAGUGCAACAUUCAAACGAAAUCUACCACCAAGAUAUGCUAAAUUAUUACAAGCAAAAGAAUUACAAGAAAAAGAAACUUUGAAAAAUCGAUACAGUUAUCAAACUCAGAAUGAGCUAAAUUCAUCACUAUUACCAUAUGAUCAUCAACCUGCUCCAUUAGCACGUAAAGAAUCAGAAGCACCUACUGAUCUUAUUUAUUUAUUAUCAUCAUCUGAUGUAAUCAAUCCAAUUGGAUUACAUCUUCCUCAUGAACAAACUAUACAUCAGCAUCAUCAUCAACAACAGCAUCAACAGCAACAACAGCCUCAAUGGUUCUAA